Molecule: messenger RNA, 1327 nt
Organism: Cyprinus carpio (common carp)
Lineage: Eukaryota; Metazoa; Chordata; Actinopteri; Cypriniformes; Cyprinidae
Product: CD48 antigen-like
Source: RefSeq, a predicted model, not a curated record
GAGAGCUCAUGACCUCAUGCAUUAGUGAUUGGGUAACCAAACUUUCACAAGUUAUUGUUUCUUCCAUCAGUAUCUCUCUGGAUUAAUCUUGCUGGAUUAAUGGUAGUGUUGUAGCCUACAUAAAGACGUCACAGCAGGAAUGGGUUUUCUGCAGUAUUACACUAUGGUCACAAGUUCUGUCGUUACCAAUAGAGUUCAUUGGAACUAACGACCAUAGUUAGCUAACAAUGCUUUUAGGAAACGCAACCUGAAUAGAUACAAAUGCGUUAAAAUGCUGAGUCUGAACUGUUAAUGAGGGCAGUAAACCGAGGGCCUAUAAACUCACGCCUGUGGUUUAUUCUGCUUGGUACACUCUAUGUUUGAAGCACAGUGUGUGGGUGAGAUGUACUUUCUUACAUCCGUAAAGGAACUUCUUGAGAAGAACAGAGUGCAAAACUGACUUAAGAGUCAGACUGAAAGUGCAAUUUAAGUAAUCUGGUAAACACUCAUCAGGCAGGAUGAGUUUCUUUCUUCUGUUUACGCUUAUCUUCUUCAUCUUUUCAGGUGUGUUUGGUGCUGCCAAAGUCAAUGAAAUCCAAUCCAUAUCAGUGAUGAGGGGAGAUUCUGUCACUUUACACACUGAUCUUACUGAAGUACAGAGAGAUGACCUGAUACUGUGGACAUUUGGAUCAAAAGAUGUUCCAAUUGCUGAAAUCCAUGAGCAGGUCAUCUAUAUGUAUGAUAGUAAAGGACGUUUCAGACUGGAAGAAAAGACUGGAUCUCUGACCAUCAGAAACAUCAGAACUGAAGACUCUGGACUUUAUGAACUAACAGUCAUCAACAGCGGAAGAACCUCAUACAAGAGAUUCAAUGUUACUGUCAGUGAUGCUUUGGAAAUAAAUGUCGCUUACCUGCCAGUUCCUGUCAUCAGCAGAGACUCCUCACAAUGUUCUUCAUCAUCAUCAUCUUCAAACUGUUCAUUGUUGUGUUCAGUGGUGAAUGUGAGUCAUGUGACUCUCUCCUGGUACAAAGGAAACAGUUUAUUGUCCAGCACCAGUGUGUCUGAUCUCAGCAUCAGUCUCUCUCUACCUCUGGAGGUGGAAUAUCAAGAUAAAAACAGCUACAGCUGUGUGAUCAACAAUCCCAUCAGCAACCAGACUCAACAUCUGGACAUCAGCAAGCUCUGUCACACAUGUUCAGACUCAGUCACAUGUUGUGGUUCUACAGAAGCUGUGAUUCGAUUGGUCAUCUCUGCGCUGGUGGGCGUGGCUACUGUCACUGCAGUGAUUUAUGACAUCAGAUCUUAAAGAGUUCAAUAAGACAGGAAUACAAGGACACCUGGGCAGCA